GGCUCAGCCCCUCUGUCAAGAGCAACCAACUGGGCUGGCAGAGCAACACACUCCAUGGGCCAGGCGUUGGGAAACUCCUCACAAACAGGGAGCCUGCACUGGCCAGUCUACUCCUAAAUUACUCAGCAGAAGGAACACACUGAAGAGAAGGUCCUCAGGUCUGGAUGGACUCUACUGUAUGUGCCCACCAAAUAUCUGAUUGGCUUUCAGCACUUUAAGAAGUAGGGGGGCGCCCUGGUACAUGUGUGACAAGCAGAAUCCCAGCGACUUCACUUCUGUCCAGUGGUGGGAUCUGCCCAAGGAAGGAGUCCAUGACUGCACCUCCAGGAUGAGGCACGCUAUGGUUCAAGCCCUCUGGCUAUGCUGACAGCAACCUGCAAUAAAUUUGGAGGCUCCAGUCCAGUGAGGGAUUCAGCAACUCCCAGCAAAACAGGAAACGGCAACUCUGUGAAGAAAGUCUACGGCCUGAGCUCCGAGCUCCAGACACCCAAAAGCAGCAGGAGUCCAGAGGGAAUGGGGGACCCGUAUCCUGGAUCGUUCGCCGGAGGAAAUGGACUCAUGACCCAAUCUGGAAGCCCACAGGCUUCCACCACCUAUGGUGCUGACUAUAACCCCUUCCCGCAUUCUUUCCCACCUUCGUCCACUUCUCAGGACCCCUCGCUCUUAGUGUCCAAGACCCAUGCCUCCGCAGACUGUCUGACGAGUGUCUACACCUCCUUAGACAUGCCUCACCCAUACGGUUCUUGGUAUAAAGCUAGCAUCCAUCCUGGCAUCUCUGCGGCUUCUACAAAUCCAACAUCGUCCUGGUGGGACGUUCAUUCCAACACCAACUGGCUGAGUGCUGCGCAGACACAGCCUGACAGCCUACAAGCUUCUCUGCAGCCCGUGCCCCCUCAGGCUUCUCUGAGCCCCCAGCUGCCUAGUUACAGCUCUGAGUUCACCUCCUUGAGUCCAACUCCUUAUUCCACAGUAGGACUUGGCUCUUCCUCCCAUCUGCUUCCCUCCAGCCAACACAUGCUAACCCAGGAUAUGUACAAGCCCAAGCCAGUUGCCAACAGCCCACUGAUGGAAAGCCCAAUUGGUCUGAAACCAUCGAGAAGUUCUGGCUAUGGGGGGUCCACGCCCGGCCGCUCAUCUUGUGAUUGCCCCAACUGCCAGGAACUAGAGAGGCUGGGAGCUUCAGCCGCUAGUCUCAGAAAGAAGCCUGUCCACAGCUGCCAUAUUCCAGGCUGUGGGAAGGUUUACGGCAAGGCGUCCCACCUGAAAGCCCACCUGCGCUGGCACACGGGGGAAAGGCCCUUCGUGUGCAACUGGCUCUUCUGCGGCAAGCGUUUCACACGCUCGGACGAGCUGGAGAGACACGUGCGCACGCACACCCGAGAGAAGAAGUUCACCUGCCUGCUGUGCAACAAGCGCUUCACGCGCAGUGACCACCUGAGCAAGCACCAGAAGACACACGCCGAGGGGGUGGUGCCAGGAAAGCCGGGAACUGAAGGGGUGGACGGGGAACGGGAGGGCACUCCAGAAACGAGCCCCCCAGCUGGUAACGGGAUAUCCGACGCCACGGCCAACGAUGAAGAGAAGGCGACAAACGCCACCAGCCCGGAGCACGCCGGAGGGCUUCUGGAGAUCUGAUUGCCAAGAAGAAGGACUGUUGGAAGAAAUGGGGAGGGGCGGGGUGGAUGGGUGGGCGUGGUUUGUGUGCUAGGAUUGACAGGACCGUAAUAUUUGGACAAAUAACGGAGCCAAAGACAA
Messenger RNA from Polypterus senegalus (gray bichir), 1755 nucleotides. RefSeq names its product Sp7 transcription factor (gene sp7). Gene Ontology annotation, biological process: regulation of transcription by RNA polymerase II. Bases 361 to 1635 code for a protein of 424 amino acids. The record is from RefSeq and is a predicted model, not a curated record. Gene Ontology annotation, molecular function: DNA-binding transcription factor activity, RNA polymerase II-specific; RNA polymerase II cis-regulatory region sequence-specific DNA binding. The transcript is spliced from 2 exons. Lineage: Eukaryota; Metazoa; Chordata; Cladistia; Polypteriformes; Polypteridae.